GUGCAGGUUAGAAAUGAUUUCUUGAGAGAUCAGAAAGCGGAUACCUUUCACCAUCUGGGCCUCUCUACCAAAAUGAAACAUUUCAACGAGACCUUCAGUGAUCUGAAAUACGUCUGUUUCAGUGGCAGCCAGGGCCGAGUGUACAACAUGGCUGACCGGCUGCUGAACGAGUUGAACAUUUCAAAACCUAUUGGCUUCCAACUGGCCAACAUCUGUAAGAAUACUGAUAGAUACGUCAUGUAUAAAGUCGGGCCCGUACUAUGCGUUAAUCAUGGUAUUGGCAUAUCUUCGUCAUCAGUGGUCCUGAAUGAGAUCAUAAAGGUUCUUUAUUACUCCAAUGCUACCGAUGUCAGCAUGUUUAGGAUUGGGACGAGCGGUGGCAUAGGUAUAUCAGCUGGAACAGUAGUCAUAACGAGUGUUGCUGUUGACGGCUUGUUGAGACCGUUCUUGGAAGUGCCGAUAUUGGGAGAAUUGGUGAAGAUCCCAUCGUCGUUGAGUGUUUCACAGAACGAGAAACUAUUGAAAUGUGGCGAUCCGAGUGAUGAUUUUCAGAUCAUUCCUGGCAAGACUAUGUGCUCCUGGGACUUCUAUGAGGGACAGGCUCGUCUAGAUGGAGCAAGAUGUGAAUUCAAUAUGGAGAAGAAGCAAGCUUUCCUUAAGAAAGCAUAUGACGACGGGGUACGUAACGUAGAGAUGGAGUCGUUGACUUUUGCUACCAUGUGCUGCCAGGCCGGUAUUUCCGCGUCGGUAAUCUGUGUGACCCUUCUGAACCGAUUUGAAACCGACCAGAUAACUGUUUCCGAAGACUGCCUGCGUGAGUGGGCGCACCGACCGAUGACCGUUGUUAUCCGCCAUAUCCGGUCCCAGCUCUGCAAAAGGGAAUGA
Helobdella robusta is the source of this 885-nucleotide messenger RNA. RefSeq lists its product as hypothetical. Gene Ontology annotation, molecular function: uridine phosphorylase activity. The transcript has 7 exons. Gene Ontology annotation, biological process: uridine catabolic process; nucleotide catabolic process. Lineage: Eukaryota; Metazoa; Annelida; Clitellata; Rhynchobdellida; Glossiphoniidae. Gene Ontology annotation, cellular component: cytosol; cytoplasm. The annotation marks the transcript as partial. The record is from RefSeq and is a predicted model, not a curated record.